AUGUCUGUUAUCCAGAAAUACCAACAGUGGCAACGGCAGAUGAUCUGGGUUGGCUGGCCGAUUUGUAUCAGCGGACUUGUUGCUGGCUCUUUUGCCAACACGCUCGAGACUCUUAUCCUCACGCAAGUUGUCGCUUAUGGUGUUGGGUUCCUUAUCCUUUCCUACCCUAUGCUCGUAAUGGUAAAUGAGUAUUGGAUCACUCGUCGCGAAAUGGCAUACGAAUUACUUUGUGGCGCAUCUGGAGUUUCUGGUACUGUCAUGCCGUUCGUAGUCUAUGCUCUCCUCUCCAAGUAUGACUAUCAGACUACGCCUUCCGCCGUUGCUGUUGGCUUAGCUGUUCUUACAGGACCUCUGAUCCCGUUCCUUUACGGUCGAUUGCCUCCCUCCGCGCACGUCAAUACGCCGAAGACAAAUUGGUCCUUCUUUAAGAGCCCUCUCUUCUGGCUAUACUCUAUAUCCAGGUUGUUUCAGGGCUUUGGAUACUUCUUCCCUUCAUUUUACCUCUCAUCCUUCGCGACUUCUCUCGAUCUGAUUGAAAGGUCUGGGCCCGUGCUUCUCGCCGUCACGAGCGCAUCGCAGGUCACAGGGCAGUUUGCCUUCGGAUAUCUCUCGGACCGGAAAAUACCACUCAAUGUACUUGCUAGUACCUCUACGCUGGUGGCUGCCGUGACGACUGUUACUAUGUGGAGGCUAGCGGAAUCUUUCCCCGUCCCAAUCGGUUAUGCCACCCUGUAUGGUUUUCUUGACGACGCUACAGCCGGGCCGAUCGUCUUUGGCCAGCUCAAGUUCGGCAAGGGUGUUGGGAACGUACUCACUGGCCUCAUCAGCGAUCCCCUAGUUCACAACAACAGUGCCCUGCACCAUUUAUCUGCUGCCGAGUCUCUGAUUCCGUGA
This is a messenger RNA of Fusarium verticillioides 7600, 894 nucleotides long. RefSeq lists its product as hypothetical. The transcript has 3 exons. Gene Ontology annotation, cellular component: fungal-type vacuole membrane. NCBI's taxonomy places the organism in Eukaryota, Fungi, Ascomycota, Sordariomycetes, Hypocreales, Nectriaceae. The coding region runs from base 1 to 894 and encodes 297 amino acids. The record is from RefSeq and is a predicted model, not a curated record.